Molecule: messenger RNA, 3616 nt
Organism: Clupea harengus (Atlantic herring)
Lineage: Eukaryota; Metazoa; Chordata; Actinopteri; Clupeiformes; Clupeidae
Gene: rxfp2l
Product: relaxin family peptide receptor 2, like
Biological process (GO): adenylate cyclase-activating G protein-coupled receptor signaling pathway; hormone-mediated signaling pathway; activation of adenylate cyclase activity
Cellular component (GO): plasma membrane
Molecular function (GO): G protein-coupled peptide receptor activity; protein binding
Source: RefSeq, a predicted model, not a curated record
AGGAGAGGCGAGGCAAGGAGAUAUCCAGGACGUGGUGCUUCUUUCUACAGCAGUUUGAGAGUAAUGAGCACACUGCACACACUUGAGAGAGUAGAAUAAGAACCGGCAUGGAUGAGCACACUGUAGCAGUCUACCAGAACACGUCUGUCCUCUCAAGCCCUGAUGAUGAGCCUGUGUUUGAUGUGCCUCAGAAAGUCUGAGCCGCACAAGCGCGCGUGUGCGCGCGCGUGUGUGUGUGUGCUGAGCGCGCACGUGUGUGUGUCCGUCUGACAGUCGAAAGCUGGUAGGUUGGGAAGGUGCAGCUCCUCGUCACUCUGAGUAGGACUUACCAGACGAGGAGGCGCACUCUUUCACACACACGCGCACAUGCUCACGGCUCACACUAUGGUUCACCCCCUCUUACUUUUCUCUCUAUCACUCUAUGCUCUCAAAGGUUGCUGGGCUGAGGUUGAGUGUCCUCUGGGUCAGUUCCCCUGUGGCAACCUGUCAGUUUGUUUGCCUCAGCCCCAACAUUGCAAUGGCCUGCAGGACUGCCCUAAUGGAGCUGAUGAGGAAGAUUGCGUGGACAACAGUGGCUGGCCUCAGCUGUUCGAUGCCUUCAUGAAGAAAACGAUCCAAGAGGAAGAAGAGUGCUUGCUGGACGUGUAUCCUGACCAGUGCCAGUGCGAGGGGCGAGUGGUGAACUGCCACAGUAGAAACCUUCUGCAUGUACCCGCGGUCUCCUCCAAUGUGACCGUCCUAGUGCUGAACAGCAAUCAAAUCACAUCUCUACCCCCAGAUUUAUUCAUCCGCUACAGACACCUGGAAAAACUGCACUUGCAAAACAACAGCAUUGAGGUCAUUUCCAGAAGAGCCUUUUCUGGCUUGUUCUCUCUACGCCAACUAUACCUGAGCUGGAACCGGAUUUCAACACUCAAGGCAGGGAUAUUCAGUGACCUUCAUAACCUCCAGUGGCUCAUCCUUGAUGAAAAUGAGAUAAGCUCUUUACGGCAGAGGGCCUUUGAAGGCUUGAAGUCAUUAUAUUACCUUUCCUUAGUGAAUAAUUCCAUGGAGCAGCUCCCAAGGACAUCCUUCUGCUUGGAGAUGCCUCGUUUGCACUGGCUGGACCUGGAGGAAAACAAGAUAACAUCUCUGAGCGAGUCCAGCUUUGAGGAGUGCACCACUUUACAAGUGCUUGUCCUGAGGAAAAACUGUAUUGGGACUAUUGAGGAGGGAACCUUUUCAGCUAUGCAUCGACUAAUAGAAUUGGACCUGUCGGUCAACCAAAUCCAAGAACUCCCUCCGCCAUUAUUUCAGAAUCUGAAGAGUCUUCAGCAACUGAACAUCUCAAAUAACCCAUUGGCCAAAAUAUACGAGGAUCAGUUUGACAGUUUUGUCAAUCUUCAAUCUCUGAGUAUGGAGGAGGUUGAGAUCCCAAACAUUAGUAUCCGCAUGUUUCGGUCUUUCAGCAACUUGUCCCACAUCUAUUUCAAGCGCUUUGAGUACUGCGGCUACUCGCCCAGUGUGCGCAGCUGCAAGCCCAAUACCGACGGCAUCUCCUCGUUCGAGAACCUGCUGGCAAACAUCAUCCUCCGCGUCUUCGUCUGGGUGGUCGCCUUCGUUAUCUGUUUCGGAAAUAUCUUUGUCAUCUGCCUCCGAUCGUGCAUAGCCAGUGAGAACCAACACCACACAAUGGCCAUCAAGUCUCUAUGUUGUGCAGACUGUCUGAUGGGCAUAUAUCUUCUCUUCAUCGGUGCCUUUGACAUCAAGUACUGCGGCGAGUACAACCGCCACGCCCAGAUCUGGAUGGAGAGCCUGUCCUGUCAGCUGAUCGGCUCGCUGGCCAUGCUGUCCACCGAGGUGUCGGUGCUCAUGCUGACGUACAUGACGCUGGAGAAGUACCUGUGCAUCGUCUUCCCCUUCCAGAAUUUCCACGUGGGCCGCAAGCAGACGCUCUGCAGCCUGACCAUCAUCUGGGUCUUGGGCUUCAUCAUUGCAGUCAUCCCAUUCUGGGACAAACAGACUUUUGGGAAUUAUUACGGCCGCAACGGAGUUUGCUUUCCACUACACUCAGAACAAAUGGAGAAGCCUGGAGCUAGGACCUAUUCCACAGUGAUAUUCCUGGGUUUAAAUCUGGUCGCCUUUGUCAUUAUCGUGUUCUCCUACUCCAGCAUGUUCUACUCGGUGCAGAAGACAGCAAAAACAGCGCGGCAGAUGGUGUACGACCGCGAAGUCGCCAUAGCGAAGAGGUUCUUUUUCAUCGUCUUCACAGAUGCAAUGUGCUGGAUUCCUAUAUUUGUGCUCAAGAUCCUCUCACUGCUAAGAGUGCAUAUCGCAGGAACGAUGAUACUGUGGGUAGUGAUAUUCAUCCUGCCUAUAAACAGUGCUCUGAACCCAAUCCUUUACACAAUCACCACGAGAGCCUUCCAGGAAAGAAUUAAAGUCUGCCUCAGGUACAAGUGCCACCAAACCAACUGAUGGACUUACUCCCUUCUGUUUCCCAACACGCACACACAGAAACACACACACACACACACACACACACACACACACACACACACACACACACAUACACACACACACACACACACACAGAGACAUACAGCACACACACAAUGGGCCCUAGUUUGGCGGCGAAAACUCGGUGAGAACUCUGUUUUACGCUGAGGCGUGGAUUUUGAAUAUAGGUAUGACAACACAUCCUUCUUUGACAGGGAAAAUUGGCAAAUAAAUAUCUGCAAAAAAGCUGCAAUUAUAUGUCAACAAAUUGAUUUGUUUUGAACAACAGAAGAAGCUCUACAGUUUAUUAAUUGGAAAAGUGCUUCUGGCAAACACCCGAACCCAUGGCAUUAUUGCCAUGUGACACAUUGUAAUGUAGUCUGACGCAUUCAGUUUAAAGGGAUUGCUCGGCAAUGCUAUUGGUCGACUUUAACCAAACCUUUAUUUAAUUAACUUUGGCCUGGCUCUGCCCAGUUAGUGCAGUUGACCACAACUUUCUGAAACAUAUCUUUUUGUGCAACAGUAGUUUUCGCCUGCUGUUUUUUGCCCCUCAAACUAGGUACCAUUGUCUCACACAGAAUACAAUACAUGCACAAGGACAGAUGGUGAGGUAUUUUACACAAGGAAAAGUUAUCAAUAAAGAAUUGUACUCAUUCUCCGAACAAAUCCUGUCCAUGUACAACAUAGAGAAUAGAAGAGUAGUCUCAUGAGCACAUAUACCCUUGCAGCACAUUCACAGAUACCUACCUCAUACAGACAGGUGGAACAAUUCCACUCAUACCAUACAAGGACUCACACACACACACUUACAGCACUCACAGCUACACAUUCACAUCUCAUCUACACUAGCUAUAUUGUAAGACAAUACAUGAAUAAUACAUAAAUAAAUGGCACAUUUAACAAUGCAAAUGUAUCUGUAUAGGUCAAAACAUGCAGUUUGAUGAUUACUUAAAUCAGCCACAAACUCAACCAAAAGAUGGUGUGUUGCAGAGCAGGACAUGUGUUUAAAAGGCCAUUUCCUUACACAAAUCAUCCACAGAGCUAUUUGUUUGUCUGUUGGCGUUUCUCGUGUGAAGAUGAAUGUAAUGCCUGAAGAUGAUAAAAGAAAAUAAAUCCACUGCUGUUAUGUUUUCAUGAA